This is a messenger RNA of Molossus molossus (Pallas's mastiff bat), 1217 nucleotides long. It is a transcript of the gene CXADR, whose product is annotated as CXADR Ig-like cell adhesion molecule. NCBI's taxonomy places the organism in Eukaryota, Metazoa, Chordata, Mammalia, Chiroptera, Molossidae. Gene Ontology annotation, cellular component: basolateral plasma membrane; intercalated disc; bicellular tight junction. Gene Ontology annotation, molecular function: cell adhesion molecule binding. Gene Ontology annotation, biological process: homotypic cell-cell adhesion. The coding region runs from base 97 to 1194 and encodes 365 amino acids. The transcript has 7 exons. The record is from RefSeq and is a predicted model, not a curated record.
GCUGGGAGCCAGUCGGGAGCGCGCGAGGAGCUGGGAGAGUCACACCCCGGGCUAGAGCCCCUACCUGCAGUCGCCGCCCCCGGCCGGGCAGACACCAUGGCGCUUCUGCUGCGCUUCCUGCUCCUGUGCGGAGUCGCUGGUGUCACCAGAGGGUUGAGUAUCACCAGUGCUGACCACAUGAUCGAAAAGGCCAAAGGGGAAACCGCCUAUUUACCGUGCAAGUUUACCCAAGGUCCGGAAGACCAGGGACCCCUGGACAUCGAGUGGCUGCUUUCACCAGCUGAUAACCAGAAGGUGGAUCAAGUGAUUAUUUUAUACUCCGGAGACAAAAUUUAUGACGACUACUAUCCAGAUCUAAAAGGACGAGUACAUUUCACAAGUAGUGACCUCAAAUCCGGUGAUGCGUCAAUAAAUGUAACAAAUUUACAGUUGUCAGAUAUUGGCACAUAUCAGUGCAAAGUGAAAAAAGCCCCUGGUGUUGGAAAUAAGAAGAUUCAGCUUCGAGUUCUUGUUAAGCCUUCGGGUACAAGAUGUUACAUUGAUGGAUCAGAAGAAAUUGGAAAUGACUUCAAACUAAAAUGUGAACCAAAAGAAGGUUCACUUCCAUUGCAAUAUGAAUGGCAAAAAUUGUCCAACUCCCAGAAACUGCCCACAGCCCUGAUAACAGAAAUGACUUCGUCUGUUAUAUCUGUGAAAAAUGCCACUACCGAGUACUCCGGGACCUACAAGUGUACAGUGAGCAACAGAGUGGGCUCUGAUCAGUGCCUACUGCGCCUGGACGUUGUUCCUCCUUCAAACAGAGCCGGGACAAUUGCAGGAGCUGUCAUAGGAACUUUGCUGGCACUGGUGCUCAUCUGUAUGAUCGUCUUUUGUUGUCAUAAAAAGCGCAGGGAGAAAAAAUAUGAAAAGGAAGUUCAUCACGAUAUCAGGGAAGACGUGCCUCCUCCCAAGAGCCGGACGUCCACCGCCAGGAGCUACAUCGGCAGCAACCACUCGUCGCUGGGGUCCAUGUCGCCUUCCAACAUGGACGGCUACUCCAAGACUCAGUACAACCAGGUGCCCAGCGAAGACUUUGAACGCGCCCCUCAAAGUCCGACUCUCGCCCCCGCCAAGGUCCCCGCCCCCAACCUCAGUAGGAUGGGGGCGGUGCCUGUGAUGAUCCCCGCCCAGAGCAAGGACGGGUCCAUUGUAUAGGGCGGUGGCCUCUGCCCCGCCCC